AUGACUGAAAGUGAUCCAGAAGUAUAUUUAGAUAUAUCUGUUGACAACAAACCAAUUGGCCGUAUUGUUUGUAGGCUUUUCCGUAAGGAUGCUCCAAGGGCGACCGAAAAUUUUUACAAGCUAUGUAUAGGUGAAGUUAAGAGUCCCUUAAAUGACAAAGGAUGUCUGAGCUAUAAGGGAAAUAGCUUUCAUAGAGUUGUGAAGAACUUUAUGAUCCAGGCAGGUGACAUUGUCUUUGGAACGCAAAAGGAUUCUUCUUUAUCAUCAGUUGGAAAAGGUGGGUGUUCAAUAUAUGCCAAUAAAGAAGAGGUAAAUACUAGUAAUGACUCUUCCUGCUACGGGAAUUUUGAAGAUGAAAAUUUAGGAGAGUUUCUAGAGCCCUUUACUUUAGGAAUGGCGAACUUGGGUUCUCCAAACACAAACAAUUCUCAGUUCUUCAUCACCACAUACGCCGCACCUCAUUUAAAGGGCAAACAUUCCAUUUUUGGACAAGUGAUUCAUGGAAAAUCUGUGGUUCGUACUGUAGAAUAUUGUAGUGUAGAUGCUGAUGGAGUUCCUGAAUCAGACAUUCGUAUCAGCGAUUGUGGAGUGUGGGAAAAAAGCAUGGGUGUCCCGCUUUAUAACGCUUCUAAUGACCAGAUUGGAGGCGACAUAUUCGAAGAAUUUCCUGAUGACGAUACACAUUUCGGUGAAGAGGAUUUUGGUAAGGCUCUUGAAGCUGCCAAUAUCAUCAAAGAGUCUGGGACGCUUUUAUUUAAGAAGAAGGACUACUCUAAUGCCCUUUUCAAAUAUAGAAAAUCUCUAAAUUAUAUCAAUGAGUACAUGCCUGAACCUGAUGUAGAUAAAGAGAGAAACGACCAAUUUAUUUGCUUGAAGAUGAAAGUUUUUUUGAAUUUAUCUUUGGUCCUUUUCAACUUAGAAAAGUACGAUGAUUCAAUCACAUAUGCUACAUAUUUACUGGAGAUGGACAACGUUCCAGACAAAGAUCAAGCAAAGGCCUACUACAGAAGAGGUAACAGCUAUUUUAGAAAAAAAAGACUGGAUGAAGCUUUGCAGAAUUACGAGUUCUGUAAAGAGAAAAAUCCCAAUGACACUAUUAUAGAACAAAGAAUAGAAUAUGUUGUGAAUCUCAUAGAAGAAAAAAAGGAGAAGACAAGAAAGAAUAUUUCAAAGUUUUUUUCCUAA
Messenger RNA from Saccharomyces mikatae IFO 1815, 1185 nucleotides. RefSeq names its product peptidylprolyl isomerase CPR7 (gene CPR7). The record is from RefSeq and is a predicted model, not a curated record. Gene Ontology annotation, biological process: protein peptidyl-prolyl isomerization; protein folding. Gene Ontology annotation, molecular function: protein binding; peptidyl-prolyl cis-trans isomerase activity. NCBI's taxonomy places the organism in Eukaryota, Fungi, Ascomycota, Saccharomycetes, Saccharomycetales, Saccharomycetaceae. The transcript has a single exon. Bases 1 to 1185 code for a protein of 394 amino acids.